Molecule: messenger RNA, 3304 nt
Organism: Strigops habroptila (Kakapo)
Lineage: Eukaryota; Metazoa; Chordata; Aves; Psittaciformes; Psittacidae
Gene: TMCC2
Product: transmembrane and coiled-coil domain family 2
Exons: 5
Coding region: 223-2283 (686 amino acids)
Biological process (GO): amyloid precursor protein metabolic process
Cellular component (GO): endomembrane system
Source: RefSeq, a predicted model, not a curated record
GGCGGCGGCGGCGGCGGCGGCGGGGAUGCCGAUGCCGGUGCCGGCGGGCGCGGAGCCGCCGCGGCGCGGAGCCGCCGCCCGGCCCGGGCACGGCGGGGGGGGCGCGGGCGGGGCGGGGGGCGCGCGCAUCCCGCGGGCCCCGCAGCGGCCGCCCGGGCGCCGCCCGCCGCCGCCGCCGCGGCCGUAGGGCUCCCCCGCCACCCGGGGGCACGGCGCUCCGGUAUGAAGCGGUGCCGCUCGGACGAGCUGCGGCAGCCCGAGGAGGACCCCGGAGCCGCGGGGGAGCCGCCCGGCCCUGCUGCCAUGGAGGCCAAGCCCGGGGAGGCGGCGGCGGCGGCGGCCCCUGAGGCGGGCGCUGUCCCCCCGCCGCGCACCAAGCCCCCCGACCUGAAGAAAAUCCAGCAGCUCUCCGAAGGGUCCAUGUUUGGCCAUGGCCUGAAGCACCUUUUCCACAGCCGCCGGCGGUCGCGGGAGCGGGAGCACCAGAACUCGCAGGAUGCUCUGCCGCCGCACUACGGCACGUCCGACCACGACUCCCCCGACGAGAAGGAGAGGUCCCCCGAGAUGCACCGUGUGUCCUACGCCAUGUCCCUGCACGACCUCCCGGCGCGUCCCACCGCCUUCAACCGGGUGCUGCAGCAGAUCCGCUCUCGCCCCUCCAUCAAGCGCGGCACCAGCCUGCACAGCGGCAGCCGGCGCGCCAAGAGCGGCUCGCUGGAGCCCCAGAAAGGGAGCCCCCACCUCAUCCGCAAGGCCCCCCAGGACAGCAGCCUCACCGCCAUCCUGCAUCAGCACCAGGGGCGCCCCAGGUCCUCCUCCACCACCGACACUGCCAUCCUGCUGGCCGAGAGCGGCGCUGUCUACCUGCUCACCGAAGACACCGAGUGCCUGGCCGAUAAGCUGGACAAGGGGGAUGUGACCGCGCUCAGCCUGCCUUCUGCCACGGGGCACGGCGACACCGAUGGCACCAUCUGCCUGGACGUCCCCGAUGGCACCCCCGACCCGCACAGGACAAAAGCUGCCAUCGAGCACCUGCACCAGAAGAUCCUCAAGAUCACCGAGCAGAUCAAGAUCGAGCAGGAGGCUCGGGAUGACAACGUGGCCGAGUACCUGAAGCUGGCCAACAACGCGGACAAGCAGCAAGCGUCCCGCAUCAAGCAGGUCUUCGAGAAGAAGAACCAGAAGUCGGCUCAGACCAUCGCGCAGCUCCACAAGAAGCUGGAGCACUACCACAAGAAGCUGAAGGAGAUCGAGCAGAACGGCCCUUCCCGGCAGCCCAAGGAUGUUUUCCGGGACAUGCACCAGGGUCUCAAGGACGUGGGUGCCAACGUUCGCUCCAGCAUCAGCGGCUUCAGCGGCGGCGUGGUGGAAGGGGUCAAGGGAGGGCUCUCGGGUCUGUCCCAGGCCACGCACACCGCCGUGGUCUCCAAGCCCCGGGAGUUUGCCAGCCUCAUCCGGAACAAGUUCGGCAGCGCGGACAACAUCGCGCACCUGAAGGACACGUUGGACGAUGGGCACCCGGAGGAGGCCUCGCGCGCUCUCAGCGGCAGUGCCACCCUGGUCUCCAGCCCCAAGUACGGCAGCGAUGACGAGUGCUCCAGUGCCACCUCCGGCUCGGCUGGUGGCAGCAACUCAGGGGCAGGACCUGGCGGCUUGGGGAGCCCCAAGUCCAACACGCUGGACAGCCACCACAAUAACUUUGACACCAUCCUAGAGGAGCUCCGGGAGAUCAAAGACAGCCAGACGCAUCUGGAGGACUCCAUGGAGGACCUCAAGGCUCAACUGCAACGGGAUUACACCUACAUGACACAGUGCUUGCAAGAGGAGCGGUACAGGUACGAGCGCCUGGAGGAGCAGCUCAACGACCUCACCGAGCUGCACCAGAACGAAAUGACCAACCUGAAGCAGGAGCUGGCCAGCAUGGAGGAGAAGGUGGCCUACCAGUCCUAUGAGAGGGCACGGGACAUCCAGGAGGCGGUGGAGUCCUGCCUGACACGGGUGACCAAGCUGGAACUGCAGCAGCAGCAGCAGCAAGUGGUGCAGCUGGAAGGGGUGGAGAACGCCAACGCCCGGGCGCUGCUGGGCAAGUUCAUCAACGUCAUCCUGGCCCUGAUGGCCGUGCUGCUCGUCUUCGUCUCCACCAUCGCCAACUUCAUCACCCCGCUCAUGAAGACCCGCAUGCGCAUCCUCAGCACCGCCCUGCUCGUCCUCUUCCUCUUCUUCCUCUGGAAGCACUGGGACUCCAUCAGCUACUUCCUGGAGCACGUCCUGCUCCCCAGCUGAUCCACAGCCGGGCUGCUGCAGCCCCGGGGGGCUUUCCAUUUCCUGCAGAGGAGAGGGCUGGGGGGACCGUGGUCCAAAGCCUUCAGGUUGCUUCUUCACACACUCAGUUCAGUUGCUUUCCCAACUCUCGAUCCUCGCUGCAGCCAGCGGUGAGCACUUGGAGCGCAGCGUGUCGAAGCUGGGAUCCAUUGGUCCUCUGGGAUGUUUUAGGAGGGUGGGAUGGGGAACGAAGAGGAGUUUUGGAAGAAACUGAUUAUUUAUGGGGUGCUGACUGGUUUUUUAAGUGUCAGUCUGGUCUGAAGGUCUGUGGGAAGGGUUUCUGUUGGGGGAAGGAUUGAGCUGGACCAAACCCAGCUCCAUGAAAACUUUCUGUAGAAAGAAGAGAGGGGUUAGUUGGGGCUGGAGUUUCCCUUUCAUCCUUGACAACCAAGACAGCAAAAUCUCAGUCCUGGGAUAGAGCAAGAGCGAAAGCAAAGCAUGUGCUGGAGGAGGAAGUGGGUCCAAGGUGAACGCAGCAGGACAUGCACAUCCCACCAGCUCUCCCAAGCCCACCACAGCCCAGCCAGCACGGAGCAGGGCUGUGACAUUGUCCCUGCGUGCCCACAGGGGCCUGGGCAGACACAGGGGACGCGAUGCUGGGGUCAGCUCUGGCGCAAGCGAGAUCCCCUCCACUGCUUCCCCUGCAGUUAUUUAUUUCCCCUUCCUUUGGCCGCAGUCGAUCCGAUCUCUUCAGGGACCCCUGGACUUGCAUCACGCCGCUGUUUGACAGCCCCUGCACCGUGUCGUGUGUGUGUGUGUGUGUGUGUGUGUGUGAGUUCUCAUUUAACCCAAGACUCUCUUUCCAUUUGUGAACCGAAGCUGGUGGAGCAGGAGGAGGCGAGCAGCCGCCUUCCCAGCCCCUCCGGCCCUGCGCCAGAGCACAGCAUGCUGGCUCCGAUGGGUCCGAAAUGAUUUCAUACAUAUAUAUUUAUGUAAUAUAUCUAUACACACACAUAUAUAAAUAUAUAUAUAAAUAUGCAGA